Messenger RNA from Varanus komodoensis (Komodo dragon), 3976 nucleotides. RefSeq names its product SH3 and cysteine rich domain (gene STAC). The coding region runs from base 142 to 1362 and encodes 406 amino acids. NCBI's taxonomy places the organism in Eukaryota, Metazoa, Chordata, Lepidosauria, Squamata, Varanidae. The transcript is spliced from 11 exons. Gene Ontology annotation, molecular function: transmembrane transporter binding. Gene Ontology annotation, biological process: positive regulation of voltage-gated calcium channel activity; positive regulation of protein localization to plasma membrane; skeletal muscle contraction. The record is from RefSeq and is a predicted model, not a curated record. Gene Ontology annotation, cellular component: extrinsic component of cytoplasmic side of plasma membrane.
AAGGCUGGAGGAUUUUUAAAAAAGGAAAUCCCACACUCGCAAAUCGAGUCCCGCAGAGUUCGUUGGCUUCGAGGGGAUGGAGCCGCAAGAACACGUGAACUGAAGCGAGCUCUUCCUGACAGCUCUUCCUCACACAGCAAAAUGAUUCCUCCAAGCAACGCGACUGAAGUCAGCCCCGAGAGCGUGGAGAAGGAAAUCGACACGGAGAGCCCGGAUCAGCCCCCAUCGCCUGCCUCCACCACCAGCCAGGAAUCCAAGCUCCAGAAACUGAAGCGAUCACUUUCUUUCAAAACCAAAAGUUUGCGGAGUAAAAGCGCAGACAACUUCUUCCAACGGACAAACAGUGACAUGAAACUACAAGUAGAUUUGCUAUCGGAAAUCAGCCCCAGAACGGGGCAGCUCCCAAACCUUCAAAGUCAGACGUCCACUCCAACCAAAGUUCAUCACCCACAGGAAGGCAACAAGACUCACAUUUUCCAGGAGCAUAUCUUCAAAAAACCUACCUUCUGUGACAUUUGCAAUCACAUGAUUGUUGGGACAAAUGCUAAACAUGGACUGCGCUGUAAGGCGUGUAAACUGAGCAUUCACCACAAAUGCGCUGAGAGCAUCGGACAGCAACGCUGCAUGGGCAAACUGCCCAAAGGCUUCCGCCGUUACUACAGCUCUCCGCUACUCAUUCAUGAACAAUUUGGCUGCAUCAAAGAAGUGAUGCCUAUAGCGUGUGGCAAUAAGGUUGACCCAGUCUAUGAAACACUUCGCUUUGGGACUUCCUUGGCCCAGAAAACCAAGAAGGGCAGCACUGGGAGUAGUUCAGGUUCACCAAAGAGAAACUCUACAUCAGAUUUGGCAGAAGUUCCUGAGGAAGGUGACAGUCCAGGGAGUGUGCUUGACAUAAACAGGAGGCGCAGCAAUAGCGUGUUUACAUACUCAGUAAAUGGUACUACAGACUUUGGAGAUGAACCGAAAAAAAUAAACUCAGUACUACAGGGAUCUCUUAAUAAAGACACAGUACAGAUGAAUACCUAUGUUGCCUUGUACAAAUUUGUACCACAAGAGAAUGAAGAUUUGGAAAUGAGGCCAGGAGAUAGGAUCACACUUUUGGAAGAUUCAAAUGAAGACUGGUGGAAGGGAAGGAUAGAAGAUCGGGUUGGCUUUUUUCCUGCAAACUUUGUUCAAAGAAUACAAGAUGAAAACAUUUUCAGGUGCAUCAGAACGUUUAUUGGAUGCAAGGAACAGGGACAGAUAACACUGAAGGAGAACCAAAUCUGUAUAUCUUCAGAAAAGGAACACAACGGCUUUAUCAAAGUAUACAGUGGGAAGAAGAGGGGCCUGGUCCCCAUUGAUGUCUUAGAAAACUUCUGAUUUGCAUCUGCUCAACCACUGCAGUAGCAAAGCUUUGCCAGCGAGACCUGUCUGCCUCAACUUGCACUGUGUCAACCCAAAUAAAACUGUCUUGCAGAUGACCAGGGAAUCAUGAGACAACCACUACGAUCAAUCAAUUUGGACAUUAAAGCUGCUCAAGAGCAACAUGAGAUGGUUGAUCAAUAAAACUAUACAGUCAGAAAAGGAGCCAACAAGGGUGGUAAGAGUGUUAAGGGAGGGAUGUGUGUGUGUGUGUUGUUCUUUUUUUAAAGAUAGUUAAGAAGUUAAAUUGGAGGGUUUUUCUGAGUAAGGCUGCUAACCAUUACUCUGAAGGAAAGAAGCAACUAAUCUCAAAGAUUAGAUGUGCACGCUGUUUGUGUGUCUUAAGAAAAUUGGAACUUUUUUCUUGUUUGAAGUGUGAUUGAAUGGGCAAGAGUUUGGAAUUUUUGCCCUGUACUACUAUGGUUUGAGUUUUGAAAUAGAUAAUGUGAGUCUGGUCCUAAAAUGUUGUCCAUGCUGUUAGGCAAUCAGCAUUAUGUUUGAAUCUGAUUUUUAAAGUUUUAUAACAAAGCAGUUCAUUUGAAGUCUGCAGACAUCCAUUUGGGAAACGUAUUGUGUCUUGGACUUAUUUUUCUGUGAUUUUUAACCUAUGUUUUUGUGGCAAGCUUGUACAUCUUGGGUUCCUUGUGUACAAGCAAAGAUUUUAGCAUGGAUGUAAAUGCUGUUAAUGCAGCCAAUGAAUAAACAUUAUUUCUCCAGUGCAGGCCUAGGCACAAGAAGUUGCCUGAUUCCUCCCCAAAAAUGAAAAAUACCAGAAGUAAGGAGCUGGGUUGCAGACAUGGCAAAGAAAUUUUCUAUUUUUCGUAUAUCAUUUGAGCAUAUUUUAUAUAUAUGCAUGAACCUGUUUAUAUGGGUAACAAAUUCCAUUUCACAAUUUUUUAAGAGAGAGAUUUCUGUUGAUGAAAAACAGUGACUGGAAGAAAAACGUAUUGAGGUAGCAUACUUGUGAGCAAAUGCAACAAGCGUCGUAAGAUGAUCCACCUACAGGCACUUACUGGCCACAGUCUAACACAGAGAGAGUCACACAGAGGCCCAGUGACCUCUGUAGUCUUACGUCAUUUGAAUUAUGGCCACUGAUGGAAACUGCAGCUAUAAAGCCAGAAUUUCACCCACUGUUUGGAAUUCUGCUUUGACACCAAGCUGAGCAACCCUCUCCUGAUUCCAGUAAAACCUGGAGGUCAGCUUCUCAUUCUUUCUAGGUAAUGGGGACAGCAGAUCAGAACUGCCUGGCCUAAAAGCUUAUUAGGAACAUCACAAUUCAAAGACUUAAAUAGCACCAAGUAGUCCUUCUGCCCCUGGAUGCUGACAUUUUAAAGAAUUAUAACCUGCUCAUUUCAGUAAUAAGUUAACCAGCAAUGUUCUUUUAGAAACCAUACCAGCAUAUUUAAAACGCAAAGAUUACUGUAAGGAUAUAACAAUGCAGGAAGAAAAAGAGGGUGAAGGGAGUUACUAGGAAUUGGGAGGAGAAUAAACAAUGGCUCUUUUCAAUUAAUGGAUUGACCUUAUCCCCACAUAUAAUAGCUCAAUAGAAAAUCAAUGGCUCUUAGAGCAGUGCAGCUCUUUGGCUUCCCACAGAAAUAAAAUGUGACCAUUUUAUUGCAUUAACCAGUCUGAGAAAUUUGGAGCUGACUGCCCCAAGCAGAUAGCAUGCUGCCAGUGCAGCUCUUUGGCCUUCACCUCUUGCCUUGCACUCCAGUCUGUGGCUGACUCAGUCCCAGGGUGCAUUUGCCACCAGAGAUGCUGCAGUUGGCGGGUUCAAGCCCACACUUUGUAUUUAGCCAAGGGCUGCUAUGUCUAGCACAUACUCCAUCUUCGGAUUUUGAACCCAUAGUUACAUUUGCUGUCAUGAAAAUGCAGAACGUAUGCAUGCUCCGUCAGAGCCGUGAAAGCUAUGUGUGGGCUUACACAUACCCCCGAUUAGCUUGAAGGACUUGGCUUCUCCUUGGUUACUCUAUGGAGUGGAACUGAAGACUACUGACAACCAUUCCAUCAGUUUUCUAACUGUUGCAUAUAUAAAUAAAUUCACCCCUAAACAGAAACACAACAAUAAAGCUUCAUAUCUUAAACCAUGGGAAUGCUAGAAAUCUUUUAUUAUAUAGCUUUUUUCCAAUAUAAAUGUAUUUUAAAACAGUUUUCCAUGUCAGCUCAUUUUGCAAAGGAAAUCAGACAAUUGAGAAUUGGAAAGGAGCGGGUCUUUAUGACAAAAGGGGGAGAACAGCAAAAGCAUUACCUGCUUUAUGCCAUUGCUUUGACAUUCACUGAUCUGAGGGGAGGGAUCUUGGGAUGCCUGUUGAAAAAUUAAAAUCAGUACUUAUGGUUACUGUCUUUUGUUCUGCAAAGACUAGAUAAAACCAUCCAUCCAUAUGUGCUACUGUUUACUUGAAUGCAACAUACUGUGAUUCUUGUCUCUUUCAAUUGCUUGAUACUUCAAUUUCUCUUUCAGUCCUGCCUCAUGGGAUAAAAAUGAAUAUUAAUUUCAAUCCACAAUGGCCUUUAAUCAAUGUCUCAUUUCUUUUGAUACUAAGCAAUAAACAAUAAAGUGAUUUUUAACAGA